Molecule: messenger RNA, 1139 nt
Organism: Papilio xuthus (Asian swallowtail)
Lineage: Eukaryota; Metazoa; Arthropoda; Insecta; Lepidoptera; Papilionidae
Gene: slou
Product: homeodomain transcription factor slouch
Exons: 3
Coding region: 212-1081 (289 amino acids)
Biological process (GO): cell differentiation; regulation of transcription by RNA polymerase II
Cellular component (GO): nucleus
Molecular function (GO): RNA polymerase II cis-regulatory region sequence-specific DNA binding; DNA-binding transcription factor activity, RNA polymerase II-specific
Source: RefSeq, a predicted model, not a curated record
UUGAUGUAGAUGGACGCGGCUGCGCCUGCGUGAUCGGAUCACAGUGCCGUGCGUACUCACCCGUUACAUCCCACAGAUUUAUCUCAUUUAACCUAAUAUGUUAUCAUAAAAGACUCGAAGACUUGAAGGUGAAGUGUUAAGUGCAGCAAAGAUUCAACCGGACGAAGGAACGUUUUCCAAUGUUAGCGUUAACAUUAACAUAGACGUUGCUAUGACGAUGCUUGCGAUGGCGCGAGGCUCUGAGGACAGACGUGAGGAUGAGGCGGCGACAGAGGCAGAGGCAGAAGCCGAAGCCAACGGAGAAGUAGAUGUGGUCGGGGUGGAAGAGGCCGCACCGGUGGACCUGACGAGGCGGCUGGGGCUGACGCGGCCCCCAGACCGGCCGGCGAUAGCUUUCUCCGUGGAGAACAUUCUGGAUCCCAAUAAGUUCACGGGGCGGUCAGACGUACCUCUAAGAUAUGAGGAUCACUACUGGAGACCGCAUUAUGACAGAGACGAUAGCGACUCUGUCAAAGAUCAUCUCCAAAAUUCAGACAUCGAAGCCGACGAUGUUGAAACAGAUGAUCAAACUUCAAACAUGGAUGACGAUCUUUUAACACAAUCAGAUUUGGACGAGAACGGAGACCCAAAGAGCCCUAUCAGUUCCAGCUCCAAGAAGGGAAAAGGAGGGUCCUCCAGAGACUCCAAAGGGGGAACUAAGCCCCGUAGAGCACGAACCGCGUUUACAUACGAGCAACUUGUCUCUUUGGAGAACAAGUUUAAAACGACCAGAUAUCUGUCCGUGUGCGAGCGACUUAAUCUUGCUUUAAGCUUGAGUUUGACAGAAACACAGGUCAAGAUCUGGUUUCAAAAUCGACGCACCAAAUGGAAAAAACAGAACCCAGGGAUGGACGUGAACAGCCCUACGGUUCCGCCGCCGCCCGCGGGAGGUUUCCCGUCGGGGCCCUAUCCUGGAGGUCUUCUGUACUCCCAUGGGGUCCCUUACCCGUUCACAGGGCCGGGGCCCUAUGCGCCAUACUUCCAUCACCUAGCUGCUAAUCAUCAUCACACUCAUGGGAGUCUGGGGCACUCACACACGUGAUUAUGGCCUCGCCCUGCUGACGCUAGGGUUGAGAAAGAUAACGAAAGUGGACUAUCGA